UAUACUCCAGUCUGGGUAGGGGGCGGUAAUGCAACAUUUAUUGGAUGCCAAUUGCGUAUUACGGAUGCGAUAAAUUGACUUAACUUCGAAGGUUGGAAUAGACAGCAACAGGUAGCCGAUCAGAGGGUCUUCAGCAUUUAACCGGAUCGUUCGACAGAGGACGAAUUUACCAUGUCCUCCAACAACAAUUUUUCAUCAUUUGAUGAUGAGACUGAAUCAAAAUUUAUGAGGAAAGCAAAGGAGUCGCCGUUUGUCCCAAUAGGCAUGGCAGGAUGUGCUGCAGUGGUAGCCUUUGGUCUGUGGAGGCUGAAGUCACGGGGGAACACAAAGAUGUCAGUCCACCUCAUCCAUAUGCGUGUUGGAGCUCAAGGCUUUAUAGUAGGCGCAAUGACAUUAGGGGUGAUCUACUCCAUGUACAAAGAAUACAGUGCCCACAAGGACCUGGGUAAAGACAGCAAGUGAGCCUACCAGCCAAUCAGCAACUGGCUUGACCAGAGAACGCAUCAAGCCUGCCAUUCCUGCAUUGUACUUUUUGAAAUAGAAGUCCUAGAAUGGAUCAUAUCUGUCAAAGUAACAUUCCAUUGAUGGCAAGUCAUUUAUACUGAACAAACAUAUGAAUGCAACAAUUUCAAAGAUUUUACUGAGUUACAGUUCAUAUAAGGAAAUCAGUCAAUUGAAAUAAAUUAAUGAGGCCCACAUCUAUAGAUUACACAUGACUGUGCAGGGGUGCAGCCAUGGGUGGGCCUGGGAGGGCAUAGGCCCACCCAUUGGGGAGCCAGGCCCAGCCAAUCAGAAUUAGUUUUUUCCCACAAAAGGGCAUUUAUUGCAUGUGCCCUCAACUUGACACAUCUGUGGCAUUGUGUUGUGCCAAAACUGCACAUUUUAGUGGCCUUUUGUCCCCAGCACGAGGUGCACCUGUGUAAUGAUCAUGCUGUUUAAUCAGCUUCUUGAUAUGCCACACCUGUCAGGUGGCUGGAUUAUCUUGGCAAGUGAGAAAUGCUCACUAACAGGGAUGUAAACAAAUUUGUGCCCACAAUGAGAGAAUGCUUUUGCUUAUGGAACAUUUCUGGGAUCUUUUAUUUUUGCUCAUCAAACUUGGGACCAACAAUUUACAUGUUGCGUUUAUAUUUUUCUGUAUAUUUUGGAUGAGGUUGUCUUUUUUUGUUUAGUAGCAUUUCAAUCUGGCAUUCACUUUGAAAAAGUAUAUACAUGUCAGGUAAUUGGCCAGCACAUCCAUUGUGUGUUCUGUUUAUCAUUCUCUCUGCUAGACAGCUGCUGUAAACCACUAGUAAAAUAUCACCUUUUAGGUAACUAAACCCAUAGACUACUAUAGUUAAUCCAUACACUGAACCUAGCCAUGAAGAGUUAAUUGUGUGUGUAUAUAGCUUAUUUACUUUGACAUGUGAGUGAGUGAUUUAAAAAUAUAUAUAUAUAUUCUACAUGAACAGGUACAGAAGUAGGUUGUACUUUCAAUUAACUAUCCACACACUAACUUGUCUAACGAGAAGUAUUGGCAAAAAAACUUAUCGAGCUCAGGGGCUCACUCUGUCCAGCCUCACUGUUCAUGAGUUUGUACUUUGAAAAAUAUUUUUUUUGAGCAUAAUUUGUACUUUUAUUCAUACAAAAUGUAUGGUAUCAACAAAACUUGUAACAUCCAAACUGUUACUUUGGUUUUCCUUAAAAAUAUCUACUUGACAAAUUACAAGUACUGACCUGGCUUUCUACAGUACAUAAAAUCAGUUUAACUAUAUACCUUACAGUGGAUGAUUCCUGUUAGAAUGACAUAAAACAAUCCAGAGUAAUAACUUGACUAAAGUGGUGGCCAUGCACAUGCAGAGACCUUAUAUUUAUGCUCUACACUCAAUGUCAGUAGAUGGAAACAACAUUGAUCACUAUUGUGUCAUGGUUGAUUCAUAUUGUCAUCAGGAACUGUAUUUAGCAGUGACACUGACUUCAGACAGCACCAAGCAGCAGAAAAGGUCUACAUCUUUCAUUUGUUAUGGGCUUUGGAGACAACUUACACUUCAAUGGGUAGAGUUUUGUACAAACAAAAACAAUGGCUUUCACAGAAAGGUUAGUAUCACAUUGUCCUUUCCCUUAAAUGAUCCUCAGGUAAUGGGAUAAUUUGGGCAUGACGGGGGCUUUGAUGCCUUUCACUGUAAAGCCAAAGCAACAUGUUUACUGAGGUGCUUUGACCAAAAUAGCAGGAAAUUAGUAAAAGUGUCAAAUUAUACAACAGAUUUUCAAUGAGUACUCCCAAUAUAUCUAUUUGUGCCUUGGGUGUGAAAUUGCAUUUGUUAAAAUGUAUAAUUAUUUUGAGCGCCCCUGUCCCAGUUUAAGCAGGGCAGUGGGUGCAUAUGCAUGCAUAUCUUUUGAAAAUAAAUAAAGAUGGUGGCCAAUAUA
This is a messenger RNA of Salvelinus fontinalis (brook trout), 2403 nucleotides long. Its product is annotated as HIG1 domain family member 1A, mitochondrial-like. The coding region runs from base 172 to 462 and encodes 96 amino acids. NCBI's taxonomy places the organism in Eukaryota, Metazoa, Chordata, Actinopteri, Salmoniformes, Salmonidae. Gene Ontology annotation, biological process: mitochondrial respirasome assembly. The transcript has 4 exons. Gene Ontology annotation, cellular component: mitochondrion. The record is from RefSeq and is a predicted model, not a curated record.